Leptopilina boulardi is the source of this 3859-nucleotide messenger RNA. RefSeq names its product diuretic hormone receptor-like (gene Dh44-R1). Gene Ontology annotation, biological process: cell surface receptor signaling pathway; adenylate cyclase-modulating G protein-coupled receptor signaling pathway. The transcript has 12 exons. The record is from RefSeq and is a predicted model, not a curated record. Gene Ontology annotation, molecular function: G protein-coupled peptide receptor activity; peptide hormone binding; diuretic hormone receptor activity. Gene Ontology annotation, cellular component: plasma membrane. Lineage: Eukaryota; Metazoa; Arthropoda; Insecta; Hymenoptera; Figitidae. The coding region runs from base 1248 to 2639 and encodes 463 amino acids.
UUGAUUCAGUAAAUAUUAGAAUGCGAUAAGAUCCAUUAGCGUUCUCAACGUAGGUUGAAAUGAUAUUGUAAUGUUAAUUAAAUUUCAGUCUUAUUUCUUAAGUGCUUUAGUUUUGUGCGCGAUCCAUAUAUUAAUAAUUUGGAGAUUUCAACAGAUAUUAAUUCUACAUUUAAUAGUGAAAUAAUUAUGCCCAGAACUAAUAUAAUAAUUUUUACAAUACGCUGAGCUACCAAUAUUGAAAAGAUUCUCGGAAUCUCCUGCAAAGAAGAAGAAUAAGCGCGAAAUCAAUCGAUCGUGUGUCUUCAUAACCCAAAGAGAGAGAGAGAGAAGAGAGGAGAAACGGGAAUAUUCAAAAAUCGUGCGUUGAAUGAGUUGAUUCAAGAAGACGUCGCACUGGAGAAGGGAUACUCUGCUGGAAAUGAAGAGAUAGAAAUAUUUUUUUAAAAUAUUUUUUUACCUCUGUGACAGAAAGAGAUAAAGGGGAACUUCAAACCUGGAGGAAGCCGCAGGCGGUACAAGAAGAACUCGCAUACACCACAUUAUUAUCAUCAUCAUCAUCAUAUCUAUUGUCGAAGAGCGCGUAUAUGGAGUAGUGGAAGAAAAUGGCGCAUGCUCUUCGUCCUGAACGCACAUAAGCGCGCCUGUGGAAAAGCACACGAUUUCCAGGUUGACUCGGUAAAAUCCAUAACGCUGAAGGAGUCGUCCUGCGAUCCACACAAACCGCGUGGUGCCAGUUUCAACUCAGCAGGUGGCCAGCUCACAUCACAAAACAACAAUGAUGAUAAAACACUCCGCCGCGCCGGAGGUGGACCCACGUGCCUCAAGCAAACAAACGAAAUUUUUUCUUUUUCCCUCACCCAAUUUCACAAAUAAUGGAUUAUUAAUUUAGAAAAAAAAACGAGACAACAAAAAAAAUUUAAUUAACUUCCAAUUGAAAUUAAUUGGAGAAAAUGAAGAUAAAUUCAGACCGAGGACUUGAAUUGAGAGAAGAGGGAAUUUAAUAAUUUGUUAUACUAUUUUCAAGAGAGUCGUUUAUAGUGAGCAACACGUGGUUACGGGAGUAUACAGAAAAUUCGAAAACGAUUUUAAAGAUCCUUGUUUCGUUCUCCCGUCAGUGGUGAAUUCAUUUUCCUUAACAAAUAAAUUGAGCCGAAGGAGCGUCUUGAAUAACAAAUAGUGUGUGGAAAUUUAUCUCUUUUUGGUGAAGAAAAAGAACCUCUUGAGGAAAUAAAAAAAAACUUUUUCAAAUGGAUAGUGUUUCGCUAAAUAAAACGAACCCUUUGGAGGGGAAUUAUGUAUUGGAUGUUUUAAAUUAUAUAAAUGAAUUAAAUGAUUCACGAUUGAGUCAGGAAUUUGAGUGCAGAACGAGGGAACUUACGGGAAAUAAACCGGAUAAAGGAUGUGAUAUUAAUUGGGAUUCUCUUCUAUGUUGGCCGUACACACCACCUGGAACCAUUUCCAAAUUACCCUGUUUUGCAGAAUUACAUGGCAUCAAAUACGACAUAACUCAGAAUGCAAGUAGAUGGUGUUGGCCAAAUGGUACUUGGGACAGCUAUUCAAAUUAUUCCCAGUGCCACGAUGUUCGAGUCCCCCCAGUGGAAUCCGGAGUGGAAAUUACGACUAUGAUUUACAUUAUUGGCUAUAGUCUCUCACUAAUUUCUCUGAUUGUUGCUGUAUCUAUAUUUUUAUACUACAAAGAACUUAGGUGUCUUAGGAACAAUAUUCAUACUCAUCUGAUGUUGACAUACAUAUUAGCAGAUUUUACGUGGAUCUUAACAACUGUACUGCAGAUCUCAGUGCAAACGGAUGUUUCCACCUGUAUUGCUUUCUUCUCUCUUCUUCAUUAUUUUCAACUGACCAAUUUUUUCUGGAUGUUUGUGGAAGGAUUGUACCUGUACCUGUUAGUAGUUCAAACAUUUACUGGAGACAAUAUCAAAUUAAGGCUUUGUCUUGUGAUUGGCUGGGGUGUGCCAAUUCUUGUAACGGCCGUUUGGGCUAUCGCCAAGUCUCUAGGACCGAGUCUUGGAACUCAGGGUAAUCAGGACGUUGUUUUAUGGAGGCAUUGUCCCUGGAUGAUACCGCACCCUUACGACUGGUUUUACCAAGCCCCUGCUAUUGGCGUACUUUGCGUAAACGUCAUUUUUCUUUUUAUGAUAAUGUGGGUUUUAAUAACGAAACUAAGGUCUGCAAAUAAUGUGGAAACGCAGCAAUAUCGCAAGGCUAGUAAAGCUCUUUUGGUGCUAAUACCGCUUCUUGGUGUAACUUAUGUUCUGGUGCUGGCAGGUCCGGAGGAAGGACAUGUUGCUAAUAUCUUCACAUUCGCAAGAGCUUUUCUUUUAUCUUCUCAGGGUUUGUCAGUGGCGUUAUUUUAUUGCUUUCUCAAUACUGAAGUGCAGAAUACUGUUCGACAUCAUUUUGCCAGAUGGAGUACUGCUCGCAACCUCGGAACAGAUCGAAGGUAUUACAAUAACUGGUCACCCCGUUCGAGAACUGAAAGUAUAAGGCUGUAUUGUCAGCCAACAGAUCCGUAUAGAAAAAGGGAAUCGACAGUGAGCGAAACGACAACGACUACAGUAAUUGGAACAAAUUCAACGACUGCAUUUCUCGAUAAGUCCAGCAAAAUCAUCACUGAGGAGUAAAGUUUUCAUUCCUUUUUUUUGUACACACACAUAAUUAAUGUAUGAGAAUAUAUAUACAUAUUCAAAGCCCUGCUUCGAAAUUAUUAUUCUGAAGACUCACACAUUUAUUACCUCCUACCCCCCCCCCCCCAAAUAAAGGGCUCAGGCGACAACAUAUCUCGAUGUCAUUGACGUUUAUCGAACCAUCUUUAUUAUUGAAAAAAGCAAAUCACAAUAUUUAAAGUGGGUCAAAAAAAGUAAAAAUUAACAUUUUCUUAAUCUUAAUCCCUUAAAUAUUUGAGACGCAUGAAUGUUCUAAAAAUCAAUUUUUAGAAUUUUCUUUUAAUAGAAUUUCAUUGAAUAUAAUUUUCAUUGAGCAGAAUUUUAUUUAUUUGAAUUAUUAUUUUGUAUGAUUUUCAUUAAAUUGGUUUUUUUAUAUUAGAGAAUUUAUACUUAACCGAAAAAUCAUUUAAAAUUAUUUUGUAAUUGGUAGAAUUUUUCAUUUGUCCGAAAUUGCAAAUGACCGAACAAUCGACAAAAAAUUUUAGGCGUGAAUUUUAAAAUUAAGCAAUCAAAAAUUAUUCAUAAAAUUGUGAUUGGUUACUUUUAAAAAUCGCGCCGAAAUCUUUCUGUCGAUUGAUUGUUCGGUCAUUUGCAAUUUCGGACAAAUGAAAAUUCUAUCAAUUAAAAAUUCAGUUAAAUGAUUUUUCAGUUUGAUAUAAAUUCUGUGAUAUGAAACAUCGGUUAUAUGGAAAUUCUAUCAAAUGACAAUUCGAAAAAAUGAAAAUUCAUCUAAAAGAAAAUUCUAUGCAAUUAAAUUCUACCUAAUAAAAAUUCAUUUAAAUGGCUAUUAUGUUAAAUAAAAAUUCUGUGAAGAAAAUUUUCGGUUAUAUAAAAAUUCUGUACUAUAGAAAAUCAGUUUAAUGAAAAUUCUGCAAAAUAAUAAAUCAAAAAAAUAAAAUUCCUUUUAAUGAAAAUUCUAACAAUUGACUUUUAGAACUUAUUCAUGUAUCCCAAAAAUUUGUUUUGUCAAAAAAAAUAUAAGGUACGUAUUUUUUGAAAAUUAAUGUUAAAAAAUAUGAAAACGUAUUUUUUUUAAUCAGUAUUAAUCCAUGCCGUAGAAUCAGCGAAAAUUAAUAUUGAAUUUCGUAUUUUUUUCUGGAAUUUUUUUCCUUUUCUAUAAAAAAAAUUAAUUUAUUUCAUAAUUAAAGCAAAAAUUUUCAUUCUUUGAAAAUUUUUUU